GGCUGGAGCAAGAGGAGGAGGAGGCGGCUCCGUUUUCUGCCUCACUCCUCGCCGGAGCCAGGCUGUGGAGACGGCCCUCCUGAUUCUCCUCCUUCAGAGACCGGCGGGGAGGGAAGGGAAGGAGAGGAAGGAGGCGGUUUUGAGGAGGUGGUUUUGAGGAGGUUUCCCCUCCAAAAAAGCAAGCCGAGGAAACGUGGCACCAAGCUCUCUCCCUCUCCCGGGGAUUGGAAGAAGAGGAAGGAGCAGCGCCUGCUUGAUUUAUUCUUAACAAUUUGUGAGCUGUCCUUUUUGUGUAUGGAAUAACUAGUUAAAAAAACCCCCAGCGUUAUUGAAGAAAAUACCCAGUCAGUGUGAAACAAGCUGCCGCUCUGCCAGCUGGAGGCUUGUACACAGCCUCUUCUUCCUCUUGUCUGGAUCUGAGCCCACCAAACCUGGAGAAUUUGCACCCUUAUGUCCUGUCUGGAAAUGAGCCAUGAAAACUGGAGACUCAGGUAUAUCCUGUAUUCCUGAAGAAGUGCUCACAUUUUCCAGGAAAGAAAUACAGUGAUUUACAAAACAGGUAUGUGAUGUCAAACCAGUAGGCAGUCUCAAUGGAGCCUCCCACACACUGCUGGAACGUCAUGUGCCAGUAUGAAUAUUAACACAGCCACACACACUUCAGCACUCUGCAACCAAAGAAGAGAAAAAGAGAAACCAAAUGUUUGAAAUCAGUGAGUGGAUUGCUUGCAAAACUUUGCCUGUCUAACAUCUACCAAGAACACCUCCCAUUUCUGGAGAAGAGUGGAAGAGAAACAGGAUCUUCCUUUUCCUCUAACUUGAGAAAAGGAGAGUGAGUUUUACAAUUCUUUUUUACCUUGGAUAUCAAGCUCUCCGUUGCAGUGGCCACGAUCACUGGACAGCAAUAUGUGUCAUGUCAUUGUCACCUGCCGUUCAAUGCUGUGGACACUCCUGAGUAUUGUUGUGGCUUUCGCUGAGCUCAUAGCUUUCAUGAGCGCCGAUUGGCUGAUUGGCAAAGCUAAACCUGGGCGUCCUGAGGAGUUGGAUGACUGGACAGGGGAGCCAUAUCGUCCGACCCUAGGGAUCUAUGGACGGUGCACCAGAAUCCCGCACAUGCAGUCUUCCAUGCCUGAUACGCUUUGCGGCCCCUAUGCAGAGAACUUCAGUGAGAUCGCCAGUGGGUUCUGGCAAGCAACUGCUAUUUUCCUUGCCAUGGGGAUUAUGAUACUCUGUGCUGUUGCAUUUGUAUCUGUCUUCACUAUGUGUGUACAGAGUAUUAUGAAGAAAAGUAUUUUUAACGUCUGUGGAUUGCUACAAGGGAUUGCAGGUCUCUUCCUUAUUCUAGGCUUGAUCCUAUACCCUGCCGGUUGGGGUUGUCAGAAGGCAACAAGCUAUUGUGGACCUUAUGCUUCAGCUUAUAAACUUGGUGACUGUUCUCUUGGCUGGGCUUUCUACACUGCCAUCGGGGGCACAGUCCUGACCUUCAUCUGUGCCGUCUUCUCUGCCCAAGCUGAAAUUGCCACCUCCAGUGACAAAGUACAAGAGGAAAUUGAAGAGGGGAAAAGCCUUAUCUGUCUCCUUUAAUGAUCCAAGAGAAAUCUUUUGCAUCUCUCAUAAGAAUUGGUUUCAAAAUGGUUUAAUAGGUGGACUCCAGUAGGCGGCAGUGGAGACACACGUUUCCUGGAAAGGCAAGCCUUAUAGUGUCACUUUAUAGGCAAAAUAAGAAGAAAAUGUUAACUGGUGGGAAUUCUGGUAGUGGGUACAUUAACAUGAUGCUACUUCGCACCCUGGUUGGCUUCAGGUUUCUACGAAUGAUUUCAAACAACUGUGGAAAUGAUUGACUUUGUGUUCAUCACUAUGAAGGACUGUGAAGGAAUCCUUUGAAGGAUAUUGUUUAAAAUAAAUAUGUAUGCCUCCAGUAUUUACAGAAAACGAUAGUGUAAUCAGAAUCGGUGUCAAAGGUUUUAGGCAUCAUCCUCCAGAGCAGAAUUAAUUUUAACAAAAAAGCAUGUUGUAUGCAAUAACAAAUUGGAAGAAUGCCUAGGGAAACAAGUAGGAAUUCCAGCUGAAGUUAGCAGGACGGGUUUAUAAGCAAUACCUUAAGAAAUAUGUGAAACAUAAAAGUUACAGCCUAAAUAUGUAGGGGGCAGGAGUAGCCAAAGUAGGCCUUCUAACACAGGAGAGUAGCAUAUGGUAUUAUUGAUUUCUCUGUAUAAAUGUAGAUGGAUAAAGGAGGUCUUAGGGCCUAGUGUAUAUCACACCAAAUGUGUGCCUAUAAGACAAGAUGUUGCCCCUAAACUUGCAGGGACAUUAGUAAGUAACUGUCUCCUCUCAUCCUUUGGAGUACAAAAUGUCAUAAGCUUAUCAUACUAGAAAACUGUGCCUGAAGAAGCCACAGUACUACCUAAUGGUAUUUCUUUUGAAAUCUCUUUUUGUGUUGUAUUGCACCGUAAUGGAGCAGCAGAUGAAUUUAGUAGUUAGUGGUUUCCCACAAGUGAUCUUCUUGCAUUAGUCAUGUUAAUAUGUUUGGUGAUUUCCCAUGCAUUUUUGAAAACACAUUGAAAAGAUGACUAAUACCCUGAUGUUCAGUUGUUAGAUUACCCUUAUUAUUAACAUUGAUACAAUAUGAUCCCCAUAUCUGUGGGACCAAUGCCUGCAGUUUCAUGUACCUACAUCAAAAUAUGUCCUCUUUGGCAUUUCCAAAAUCCUCCAAUGCUUCCACUGAAGUAAUUUCUUCAAUAAUGUUUGCUAUUUGUUGUUUUAACUUAACUGUGGUAAGUUUGGGAAAGUAUCCACUGUGGAUAUGAGGGUCAUACUUACUUUAUAUUAUACCUUCCGGUAGACAAAGGACACAGUAGUUGGGAGGCUGCUAGAUUAAAAUGCUCAAACCACUAAUGAUAACCACUUAUUUCUACUAUAUUUUCUAAAAGGAAAAAAAUUGGAUGAAAAGGAAUGUAAUUUGGAAUCUACCCUUUAACUCAGGAUUAUAGUGCAUGGUUGCUGCUGCUUUAACCACUGCUACAUGAACUCCAAUAAGGCACCUGUGAAAUUAACAAGUAGGAAUUACAAACAUAUGCAUUUUGUAUGAUGUUAUCAUCAGUGCUGAUCUGUUGAAUGCCAGAAGUGCUGUGGGUACAGUCAGUUCACAAAAGUCAGGCUGCCUCUAAGAUCAGAUGCUACAGCUAACACCAUUAUUGGUGGUCACGAAUGUGUGGAUAUUCUUCCCAAAACAGAAGCAUGAGAGAGCUCUGCUACAAAGAGGCUACCAAAACUUAGCAAAGAGUAUUAAAAGGGGGGGACUCAUACCACUAUAACAACAUAGUUUACUACACCAAAAUGUUAACCCAGCUAUCUUUAAAUUCUGUAUUUACCAGCUCCUCCCACAAUAUUCCCAAAACAUGUCUCCCUCCCCACCACCAAGACACUUGUCGAAAAGCUUUCACAAGGAAGACUUACUUGUGAUCAAAGACAAAUGCUGCUUGCUAUUCUGGACUAACAUUUCCCAGGGUGAAAAACAUGGCUGGUAGGAUCAUUUAGCAGGUCCAAGCUGGAUACUUUCAUGCUACUACAAUACUGGGAGGCUGCAGUACAAAGUCCUGCUCAAACCACUCAAUGUGUACAUUUAUGGUUGUGUGAUUUGUUCUCAUUGCUAAUACUGAAACAAACACGCCUGAUUGAAACAUUUUACCACUGAAGUUAGAAUAACCAGUAAGAGUUAUUCAGAUGUUUACAUCAAGAGCUGCCUUAAAUCAUCACAGGGUAUGGUUUUACCACAUUUUGCAAAGGGAACGUGCUUGUCUGAAAAUGCCUCCUGUAAAUAUUGCUCUUUAGAUCCAGGUGUGUAUGCACCAUCAGUCUGGCUGUGCACUAAAUGGCACUUCUUUUUUGAAAAUACAACGUAAUUGUUGUUAAACUUCUCUCUCAAAGUGCCAUGGAAUGUUUUUUUAAAACUAAAUUAAAAGCAAGUGCAUAAAUCAGCCAAGAGACACAGAGCAGUUGAAGGAGAUUGCUUUUAUGGAACAGACUAGUACAAGGUGCUCUUGAAAAACACCUGUCUAAAAAGAACUUGAUUCAAUAAACCACUAGUAUUUUUGUAUUCAGUCUCCUACAUUUCAAAGUUUCCUUUUUGUCAGGGUUCCAAUAUGAAUAUAUCAGCUUACUGAAAUGCUAAUUUGUUGUAUUAAUUGAACAAAUAAAUAAUAUUUAAAAAACAGAUGGGGAGGCAUUCAUUAAAAGAUUUUUAAGUAUGAUGUUCAGGGAGAUGGGAGAAGGGAAAUCAGCUUCUACCUUAUUUUCUUUAUUUUCUACAUUAUUUUAUUUGCAUCCAUUCCACUGAUGUUCGGAUUUUGUGUAUGGUGUUUUUCUCUUGAAUAGACUUGAAAAAAGAUAGUGGAUCAAAAAGGCAUGGUAACUUAGAAAUCACACACACAAUGCAAACUAGGCCCAGCUAAAUCUUAGCACAUAAAUUAGAGAGAUAAACAUGUACUUUUGCUCCUUUCUUAAAGACUGCCUUACCCUGUUUGCAUUAGUCACCACAACCUAAAACAAUUGCUUGUCAUAGUCUAAUAAUGGCUUAGCUAUAAACCUGAUUUUCUGUAAGUGCCUCUAAGAUCAGAAAGUUCAUGGCGAGGAAGGUACAGUUUAGCCCCUUUCCUAUUGUAACAGAUAUUAAGGGACAAAGCUUUCCUCUGUUCUGAAGCUUUCCUGGAAUCCAGAGGCACAGUCCCAUAUAAAGGAUUUUACAUACAGGAUUUGUAAUUUAAUAGAACUAAAUUGAUACAAUUAAGACCUCAGCUUCUACAUUUAAGUCAAUGCAUAUUUUAGCAACCAAACAUUGGCUUUAUCUAUCUAUCCUACACAAUGCACAGUGUUCCUUUCUUACAGGUGGGAUAUAUUCUAGAUUGAUUCCAGUUUGUGAUUUGUGAGUGGGGUGGUGGUACAUCACCUUAAAAAACCAAAAAUACAACCAUUACACUUUAAUUGUUUUAUCCGCUGCUACUAAUACCAUCUCAUACUUCCUUGGAUGAAAGAUCUGUUGCCAUCUACUGAGGUAGCUUCAUGAUGUGCGCCUCAAACUACCAUGCUUUUGAUAAAAGUGUCCAAACAAACACAACACUGCAAUUUAAUCUGCAGUUUUAAUCUCUAAACAAUUCCUGCAAAAAGUGUUUCACAUUCCUCAGAGGCUAUGUACAAGAUAACUGUGGGUUAAAUCUUUUUAUAAAUAUAUGUUCCAUUGCUCUUUCCAGAGAGUAAGAAAUUUAAACUCUAAACUGUGUAUAUGUAAUGUGCAAUAAGAAGUUUAGAAUAUGAAUGGUUUGAAAGGGACAAGAAUGGGAAAGCUUCUAUGGACAAAUAAAACUACUAUGAUGCCAUUUAACAUUAGAAAUUAACUUUGUGCUAUAAAGCCUUCUUUGAAAGAAGGCAAGGUUAACCAUAACUGCAGUGAUUGGUAAUCUAAUUAUAGCCUUAACUCUAAAUGUGAAGUGUAUGCUAUUAUUUAGCAACUAAUGAGCUCAUCAGCAAAAAGAAAGAGCAACUGGGGGGCGGGAAGGGGGAGACAUUUGAUGUGCUGCAGUCGAACAAACUCAGUAAGGAACACUGAAGUUGAGUUGGACUGCUAAUUUAAUUUGUCUACAAUAUAGUUUGUUUUGUUUGUUUUUUUGCCUAAUAAACAGUUAUUAACCCCUGA
Molecule: messenger RNA, 5686 nt
Organism: Anolis carolinensis (green anole)
Lineage: Eukaryota; Metazoa; Chordata; Lepidosauria; Squamata; Anolidae
Gene: lhfpl2
Product: LHFPL tetraspan subfamily member 2
Exons: 6
Coding region: 904-1581 (225 amino acids)
Cellular component (GO): membrane
Source: RefSeq, a predicted model, not a curated record